Hordeum vulgare subsp. vulgare (domesticated barley) is the source of this 1525-nucleotide messenger RNA. RefSeq names its product ricin B-like lectin R40G2. The record is from RefSeq and is a predicted model, not a curated record. Lineage: Eukaryota; Viridiplantae; Streptophyta; Magnoliopsida; Poales; Poaceae. The coding region runs from base 81 to 1124 and encodes 347 amino acids. The transcript is spliced from 5 exons.
CGCCAUCGGGCAGCGCUCUCUCCUCACUCGCACAGCUCCAACCAGUCUAGCCGAUCAGACACGCUCUCCUCGCCGCCAAGAUGUUCGGGUUCGGGCACCACCACAAGGACCAGGCGCCGGCGGCGUCCGGCCCCAACCAGAUCUUCAAGAUCUACUGCCGGGCCUCCGAGGACUACUGCCUCGCCGUCCGCGACGGCGAGGUCGUGCUCGCCCCCGUCAACCCCAAGGACGAGACCCAGCACUGGCUCAAGGACAUGCGCUUCAGCACCACCGUCAAGGACGAGGAGGGCAUGCCGGCCUUCGCGCUCGUCAACAAGGCCACCGGCCUCGCCGUCAAGCACUCCAUCGGCCAGUCCCACCCCGUGAAGCUGGUGCCGUUCAACCCGGCGUACGAGGACGCGUCGGUGCUGUGGACGGAGAGCAAGGACGUGGGCAAGGGCUUCCGCUGCAUCCGCAUGGUCAACAACACCCGCCUCGGCUUUGACGCCCUCAACGGCGACAAGGACCACGGCGGCGUGCACGACGGCACCACCGUCGUGCUCUGGGAGUGGUGCAAGGGGGACAACCAGUGCUGGAAGGUCUGGCCGUGGGCCGAGGCGCACGCCGCCGUCGAGUCCGGCGCCACCAUGGGCAACAACCCCCACGCCAUGGGCGGCGGCCCGCCCGUGCACGCCGUGCGCGUCUUCUGCAAGGCCGGCGAGGACUACAGCCUCACCGCCCGCAACGGCACCGUCUGCCUCGCCCCCACCAACCCCAGGGACGACUACCAGCACUGGAUCAAGGACAUGAGGCACAGCAACAAGAUCAGGGACGAGGAAGGGUACCCUGCGUUCGCGAUUGUGAACAAGGUCACCGGCGAAUGCAUCAAGCACUCCACCGGCCAGGGCCACCCCGUGAAGCUGGUGCCGUACAACCCGGCGUACCAGGACGAGUCGGUGCUGUGGACGGAGAGCCGCGACGUGGGCAAGGGCUUCCGCUGCGUGCGCAUGGUGAACAACAUCUACCUCAACUUCGACGCCUUCCACGGCGACAAGGCCCACGGCGGCGUCCACGACGGCACCGAGGUCGUGCUCUGGAAGUGGUGCGAGGGCGACAACCAGCGCUGGAAGAUCCUCCCCUGGUAGAUGCUGUACCAGGAGAUCUGCUGCAUUGCCAUCGACACAUCGCCAUGGAUCAGUCCGGGGACAAGCCCCCCCGAGUCGUCGUAGUCGUCGUGUCCGUCCGUCCGUCGUCGUCGUCGUAGUCCUCCUGCUGCUGCUAGCGAAUAAUGUUGCUGUGUCCAAAUAAAACCGUGUGCGAUGUGUGGCAAUGGUGUUUGCGUGUGUUGCCUUGCGAUUGAGUCGGUUUUGCUGCGAGGAAGAAGAGGGUGUUGGAGAGAGUGGGGAGGGACCAUGAUUCUAAGGUCUGAACUUUGAUGUAACUCGACUGUGUUUUCUUGGUACUGGGACCUGUACUGUGCUACUCUGUGACCUGCAUUGUCUAUUUUUCUUCCAUCUAAUCAAUGGGCUCACCUAUCUUCCACCUU